CUUAAAAUUUGAGAUAUCUAUUAAAUAAUCAUAAAAAAACUAUGUCAAGUUUCGAAGUUUAGAAAAUACAUUAUUUUGAUUGGUUGAAUGAAAUAUUGUUGGGCGUGUUCUAUGAGUGUUCAUUUACAUCACUGUUGAGUUUUGUGCGGUUUUGCUUGUUCUGUUUGAUAAUUAAAAAUAUUAUUUCUACACAUAGAGUUAAUUUCGAAUAAGCCGAUUUUUGAAAGUGAGUCGGCAACUUUUUAGAUACGAAACGAAAGUGUAAUGGCAGACAAACUUCGGAGAUACGAGAAAAUAGACUUUUUGGGAGAAGGGCAGUUCGCUACUGUUUACAAAGCCAAAGAUUGUGAAACUGAUACCAUCGUCGCUGUUAAAAAGAUCAAAGUUGGAAGUCGUGCAGAAGCAAGGGAUGGAAUUAAUAGAACUGCCUUGAGAGAAAUAAAACUCUUACAAGAAUUAAAACACGAUAACAUUAUCGGCUUAUUAGAUGUUUUUGGUUACAAAUCGAACGUUUCACUGGUGUUUGACUUUAUGGACACUGAUUUGGAAGUGAUAAUCAAAGACAAUAAUAUAGUCUUAACAUCAGCGAAUACAAAGGCAUAUAUGAUUCAAACUCUUCAAGGUCUUAAUUACCUUCAUUACAAUUGGAUUCUGCACAGGGAUUUAAAACCUAACAAUCUUCUCGUGAAUAGUCAAGGGGUUCUCAAAAUUGGAGAUUUUGGUUUAGCCAAGUUUUUCGGUUCUCCAAACAGAAUAAACACUCAUCAAGUGGUAACAAGAUGGUACAGAUCACCAGAAUUAUUGUACGGUGCUAGGCUUUAUGGAACUGGAAUCGACAUGUGGGCCGUUGGCUGCAUAUUAGCAGAACUUUUGCUGCGUGUACCUUUUCUUCCUGGAGAAUCAGACCUGGAUCAAUUGACUAGAAUAUUUCAGACUCUAGGAACUCCAACGAAAGAAACGUGGGCUGGAAUGACUGAUUUGCCAGAUUUCAUUCAGUUCAAACCAUUUCCCGGCAUGCCUCUCAGAGACAUAUUUUCCGCAGCUGGGGACGAUCUUCUGGAUCUUUUAGCUAGUCUUUUGAAUGUGAAUCCCACGGAGCGUUGCACUUGCGAUCAGGCUCUACAGAUGGCAUACUUUAGUAACAAACCAGCCCCAACACCAGGACCUAAGUUACCACUGCCAACGUCUAUCAGACGCCAAGCGGAAGAAAAGCCUAGUCUCAAGAGAAAAUUAUUAGAAUCAAUGGAGGGAGGAGCGUCUCUCGCGAAAAGACUGCAAUUUUAGUUGAAAGUACUAGAUAGAUGUUGAAAAGUGAUUCGAAAGAUAUUUGUACAUAAGAAGUGAAUGUUAUGAUAAGCAAAUGUGAAUUAUUUAGACAAAUUUUCUGUUAAAAAGGAACUAUUAUUAGGAAUAAGAGAAUCUCUGCAAGUUUAUGUAUUAUCCUUUUAUUAUUCCGAUUGUUAUCUGUGUGAUGGACUUUUAUACUUUGUACCGAUAGAUAAUUUCAUUAAAAUAAUGCAUUUCAAA
Molecule: messenger RNA, 1527 nt
Organism: Belonocnema kinseyi
Lineage: Eukaryota; Metazoa; Arthropoda; Insecta; Hymenoptera; Cynipidae
Gene: Cdk7
Product: cyclin-dependent kinase 7
Exons: 5
Coding region: 265-1284 (339 amino acids)
Biological process (GO): positive regulation of transcription by RNA polymerase II; protein phosphorylation
Cellular component (GO): transcription factor TFIIH holo complex; cytoplasm; nucleus
Molecular function (GO): cyclin-dependent protein serine/threonine kinase activity; RNA polymerase II CTD heptapeptide repeat kinase activity; ATP binding
Source: RefSeq, a predicted model, not a curated record